UCUAGCCUCUACUCUCUAGUCUCCAAACUCCAAAGUCUCCAACUUUUCAUUCUUUUUAGUGGACCCAUCUCCUCCAAGUUUCAACUUCCAUGAAAUAGGCAAAGAACUUCCAUCAAUAAUCAAUUCCAUGUACGAAUCAAGAACAACAGAAAUAAUUAACCCAAAAGAUGGAAACCCCACCAUCAGAAAGGCAAGAUUUCUCAAACCCAAUGCAAGAAAUAUCAAUAAUAUGUCCGAAUUUCCCAAAACCACUUUAAUUUCUGACAUUUUCACCCAUCGAAACCUUCAAAAAUGGCCUUUAAAUGUGCACUUCACUGGUUGGAAAGAACCCCGGAAAAAUUGGACAAAAUGGUUCAAUUCUUUAGUAACAAAUCAUGCUACAACUUGGUAUCAUUCUGGUAUUAUUGAUGGAAUUCAGGCUUCUUGUCAUAAAAUCCCCUGUAACAAAGAUUUAAUUCUUGGUGUUUGUGAAUUUUGGUGUCCAAAGACUAAUUCUUUCAUAUUUCCAUGGGGUGAAGCCACAAUUACCCUUGAAGAUGUCAUGAUUCUUGGUGGUUUACCUGUAAUUGGUGAGUGUUUAAACAAACCCAUUGAAGAAAAUUCUGUGAAAAUUCAUGGUGGUUUAAGAAGGGCAAUAUGGGAAAUUUCUGAAAAGAGUGGAGGAGAGAGAGAGGUUACUCAUUCAGCUUGGAUUAAACAUUUCAUGGAAGAAGAAGAAGAAGGUGAAAUUGAACAUGAAGAAGGUGAGUUUGAACAUGUUGCUUUUCUUUCUUUAUGGCUUUCAAGGUUUGUUUUACCUGAUCAAUUUGAGAGUGUAAUUGGUAGUUAUGUAUUUUCUAUUGCAAUUCAUUUAUCUCAAGGCACUCCAAUUGCUCUUGCUCCUGUUGUUCUUGCAAAAUUAUAUAAUGAAUUGACAUUAUUGACUAAUAAUGUUAUUGAUCUUCCUUUGGAUUCAAAGUGUAAUGUUGUUGGUUUGUUUAAGAUUGUUCAACUUUGGGUAGUUGAGAGAUUUCCUGAAUUUGGAGCAAGUUUGGCAAAACCUUUAGGAUCAGGGGAUCCUAGGGUUGCUAGGUGGGACAAUGUAGAAUUUGAGGUUACUCUUGAACAUGUAAGGGAAAGACUUAAGGUGGGUAAGGGUUUUCGAUGGCGGCCGUAUGCUAGUGAUUUGGAGAACUGGGAUCAUCUUCCAUUUUAUCAAGAAACAGAACAGUUGAUCUCUAAUUGUGCAGUUUUGGAUGAUUGUAAGUUGUCGUUUGCUCGGUUUUUGUAUCCGUGUAGGAUAGAUGGACUUGGAAACAGUUGUAAGGAGAAGUAUCAACCACAUAGGGUAGCUAUGCAAUUUGGGUAUGAUCAAGACAUUCCAGGGGAAUUUAGAGUUUCUGCUGCUGAGUGGGAUAAAAUGGGUUUGUAUAUACCAUCUAGAACUUUUGAACCCGGGGUGUCUAGAAGUUACUAUAAUUGGUGGAAAGACUUCAUUUUCCGUCAUGAAGAAGCAGUUCGUGAUUUCUUAAAGACGAAGAGGGGAAAAGGCAGCAGUAAAAGAUCGGUUGGGGGACAGGAAAGUGGGAAAUGUAGACCUGGUAUGGAAGGCAAGAGUUCAUGUGCUUCUCCUCAGCUUAUGCUUGACAGUUGUGAAAACAAGGGUGAUAAAGAUGAUAAUGGUUCAAGGGAUUUUGAUCAUCUUCCAUUAGCUUUGAGAUCAUGCUCUAAUGCAAUGCUUAAGAAAGUUGCUCCGAGAAAUGAAACAAUAAGAGGACAGACAUCAGCUGCUAUAAAGUCUCCUCGAAUUAAGAUUAAAGGAUCUUCUGACCCAAAUGGUGGAAAAGGGAUUCCAAUGGCUAAAAAACAUGUGGUAUUUGAUUCUCUUGACAUAGAUCAUGUACCGUUAGCUUUGAGACUUCAAUCAAUUGCUAGGAGUGGGGGAACCCUUAAGCGAAAACGUGUGGCUUCUAAUUCUCUUGACAUAGAUCAUGUGCCGUUAGCUAUGAGACUUCAACCAAUUGCUGGGAGUGGGGGAACUCUUGACCAGAUAGAAAGUUAUGCUUCCACUGGAAAUGAAGGAAAACCACUUCAGGAAAAGAAACAAACUGAAAAAGUUGCUUCCCUAAGAUCAGAUGCUGCUAGUCACAUUACCAGGAAAGGAACUAGCCCGAGAAACACUCCUGAUGUAACUGAUACAGAAGUUGAGGAUAAUGCCAGUGGCAUGUCGAGUGAACUGUUGGCUCGAGUGGCAAAGCUUGAGAAAGAUGUUGCUGCUCUAGCUGCUUUCAAAUUACGCAGUUCAGAGUUUUCUAACUGUGAUUAAAGAUUGAUAUUUGCUCGAUCUUAGGCUGACAGAUGAUUGUUUGUAGUUAUUGUACAACCCAAAAUGUAAGAUAUAUGGAAAUUAUCUUUAGUUUAACACUAAUAUCAAGUGAAAUAGAUUCUUAAAUCAAUACUCCACUUUAGUAAA
Molecule: messenger RNA, 2452 nt
Organism: Beta vulgaris subsp. vulgaris (sugar beet)
Lineage: Eukaryota; Viridiplantae; Streptophyta; Magnoliopsida; Caryophyllales; Amaranthaceae
Exons: 1
Coding region: 128-2305 (725 amino acids)
Biological process (GO): meristem maintenance; meristem development
Source: RefSeq, a predicted model, not a curated record